AUAAGGAAAGAUGGAAGACAACCAACCUGCCGAAGAGGUACUUGAUUAUGACGAGAUUGAUGAAAUUGAGGACAAAGAAGCCCAAGCUGCCGAUGGAGAGACUGGUGGUGAGAAUAAGCUUACCUAUUCCUCUAUUCACUCUACUUCGUUUAAGGAUCAUAUGUUAAAAUAUGAGCUCCAGAGGGCCCUCCAGGAUUGUGGAUUUGAGAAUCCUUCUGAAGUCCAGCAGCAGUGUAUCCCAAAAGCUAAGAUGGGAGUCGACGUACUGUGCCAAGCAAAAUCAGGAAUGGGAAAAACAGCUGUCUUUGUGCUGACAGUUCUAGAUCAGUUAGAUGAAAAGCCAGAGCCAUGCUCAUGCCUUGUUAUGGGACAUACUAGAGAAUUAGCCUUCCAGAUUAAGAAAGAGUUCGAUAGAUUUACCAAAUACUUUAAGAAUGUUACUUCAGAGGUGAUUUAUGGAGGUAUCCCAAAGAAACAGCACAUCAAAAUGCUGAAGGAGACUCCUCCAACCAUUGUAGUAGGUACUCCAGGUAGAAUCCUUGACCUUACAAUGGGAGGACAUCUCAAGCUUGAUAAGCUCAAGUACUUCGUCCUCGACGAGUGCGAUAAGAUGCUUGAAGAGGUAGGAAUGAGAAGAGACAUUCAAAAGAUUUUCGUUAAGACUCCACAUCAGAAACAGGUAAUGAUGUUUUCUGCCACCAUGGAUAAGGACAUUAGACCUAUCUGUAAAAAGUUCAUGCAGGACCCAUUCGAGGUCUUCAUUGAUGAUGAGACUAAACUUACUCUUCAUGGUCUCCAACAGUAUAUUGUUAAGUUAGAGGAGAAAGACAAAAAUAGGAAGCUUCAUGAUUUGUUAGAUGCUCUCCUUUUUAACCAAGUGAUCAUCUUUGUCAACGGAGUUGACAGAGCAAAGGCAUUGAACGGAGUUCUCCUUGAGAGUGGUUUCCCAUCAGUCUGCAUCCAUUCAAGAAUGGGACAGGAGGAAAGAAUCAGCAUUUACAAACAAUUUAAAGAUCUUGAGAAGAGAAUCAUGAUUUCGACAGAAAUCUUUGGAAGAGGUAUUGAUUUCCAAGGUGUCAACAUCGUAAUCAACUAUGACAUGCCCAAGGCUACUGAUGACUACCUCCACAGAGUAGGUAGAGCAGGAAGAUUCGGAACUAAAGGAGUUGCUAUCAGCUUCACUAAAGAUGAAGAAGACGAGAAGGUACUCACUGACAUUCAGAGCAGAUUUGAGAUCAAGAUUGGCGAUCUACCAGAGAAGCUUGAGAUCUAAGGAGCAGAUAUUCUAAUUGAUUUCUAAGAAAGU
Molecule: messenger RNA, 1306 nt
Organism: Moneuplotes crassus
Lineage: Eukaryota; Ciliophora; Spirotrichea; Euplotida; Euplotidae
Source: the annotation of a GenBank genome assembly